Lacerta agilis (Sand lizard) is the source of this 2370-nucleotide messenger RNA. It is a transcript of the gene TCP11L1, whose product is annotated as t-complex 11 like 1. The coding region runs from base 1 to 1506 and encodes 501 amino acids. The record is from RefSeq and is a predicted model, not a curated record. The transcript is spliced from 9 exons. NCBI's taxonomy places the organism in Eukaryota, Metazoa, Chordata, Lepidosauria, Squamata, Lacertidae. Gene Ontology annotation, biological process: signal transduction.
AUGUCCCAGGACCCAGGCAGGCCAGAUACAAAUGAAGGAACACCAGGUAAAUCAGAAGAUAAUCAGCAGGACAACUUGGAUAACUCAGAACAGUCUUCCAGAAAUACACCAAGUCCCAGCAGAGGCAAUACACCUCAAGCUAGCCCCCCUCAGUUUGUGUCAGUGGAGGAGCUGAUGGAAACGGCAAAAGGAGUUACCAACAUGGUGUUGGCUCAUGAAAUUGUCGUCAAUGGAGGCUUCCAGAUUAAGCCAGCCGAAUUGCCAGAAAACAGCAUUGAAAGAAGAAUAAGGGAUAUUGUCCACAAAGCUUUUUGGGAUUGCCUGGAAACACAGCUAAAGGAAGAUCCACCAUCAUAUGACAAUGCAAUUAAACUUGUGGGAGAGAUCAAAGAGACGCUUUUGACUUUUUUGCUGCCUGGCCAUACUAGAUUACAAAAUCAGAUUACCGAAGCUCUAGACCUGGAGCUGAUAAAACAGGAGGCAGAAAAUGGUGCCCUUGACAUUUCUAAGUUGGCCGAGUUCAUUAUUGGAAUGAUGGGAACGCUCUGUGCUCCAGCUAGAGAUGAGGAAAUUAAGAAGCUGAAAGACAUUGAUGAAAUUGUUCCCCUGUUCAGAGAGAUUUUUUCUGUGUUGGACUUGAUGAAAAUGGACAUGGCUAAUUUUGCUGUCACCAGCAUAAGGCCACAUUUAAUGCAGCAGUCAGUUGAAUAUGAAAGGAAGAAGUUUCAGGAACUUUAUGAGAAACAACCAAAUUCCUUAGAUUUUGUCACUGAGUGGCUGCAAGAAGCUGCGGAUGACCUGAGAUCCAGAAUGGUGCCUGCUAUUGAUCAUGGCGCCACGUCUACCAGUACUGCUCCUGUGCUCUGUCCUGUUGCUGUACAGAAUCAUGCAUACCUUAAGCUCCUCAAAUGGGAUUAUCUGCAAAAGCCUUUUCCAGAGACUGUGCUAAUGGACCAGAGCCGCUUCCAGGAAAUGCAGCUGGAACUGGACCAGCUUAUUUUAACUGGAGCGAUUCUUCUGGUAACAUUCAAUGCUGCAGGCACAGCGCUUUCAGGCUUGCCAGAAUUUACGGCCAAUCUCAAAAUGGUUAUCCGGGUACUGCUGACAGGUCUACACCUCCCCUCCUUCAACUUGAGCGAAGCAUUGGCUGUCAUAAGUGAAAAGAUAUGUGCUGAAGUUAAUAGUUCCCUUUCCCAACAUGGAUUCACACCUUUCACACUUGAGAAGGAGACUGAGCUUAAAGGACAGAUCCAGGCUGUGGCCAAGCCUAAUAACACUGUGUGCAAACUGAUAGAUUCAAGAAUCCAGUCGUUUCUGGAGAGCUACCUUGCUUCUGGCCAUCAGAAAUCUCUGCCUGCCAUUCCUGGUGGAUUAGGCCCUAUUCAGAAAGAGCUGGAGGAAAUUGCUAUCAAGUACGUUCGCCUUGUUGACUACAGCAAGAUGGUCUUCAGUCCUUACUAUGAUGCAGUUCUCAGCAAAAUACUGAAUGAAGAAGACUCACCUUAGCUAUCUGUGAAGAAAACUGGGAAUAUGUCAGACUCAUUGGUAUGUUGCCCUAAAGAAGAUAGGAUAGGAGAAGGCUGUUACACUCAUGCAUUCUGUCAGAAUGAUGAGGGUUGGGAAACAGAGGUCUCUUUCAGGCUCCAGUUGUUUCUUGGAGAUCCCCACAGUCUGUCUUGGUAUUCCCUGUUCCCCACCAGACCCCCUCAAACACAGACAGUUCUGUUUAGGAACUUAAGUAAAAUUCAACACAGCACAGUUUUAUUUAGGCACUUGUGUGUUGGAGAUAGAGCGAGAAGUUCCAAGAUUUAAAUGUUCACUUCCCCCUGCUUUCACCCAAGUUUAAUAACUGCUCGAAGCCAAUGCCAGUCUGCCAUUGGACAAGUGCAGAGAUGUGCUGCUCCCAUCCCAUCCUGGUCCUUCUGGCUGCUGUGUAUGCAAGUGUGCUUCUAUACGUGGAUCACUGUUGUUUGGAUCAGGGUGGUGAACUGUAUGUGUUGUAGAAAGCUUACAAUCCUUGGGCAACAGCUUUGCUGGGAAUCUUUCACUAAUACAGUAGUGAUGGCUGAGUGGUGAGUGGAUACAUCAGGUGAUGUAAAAGGUACAUGAAAAUACACCAGUUUAGUACUUAAUUCAAAGCAAGUAAGAACUGAUAGUGUAUUGACUUUUGAAAUAUGGGCUUGAGGGUAAGACUAAAAUGAUAGAUGUUGAAAUUAUCCUAUUAGCAUGUACAUUGAUGCAAAAGGAGCUAGUAAACUUCUCUUUCUAUAUUACCAUAAAUUUUAAAUAGUUCUGAAGAUCAUCCUAAAAAUUGUAGCAGUAACUUCAGUUUCCAGAUACUCAAAACUUGGAUAUUGGUAGUUAAAGCAC